CCUGGUAUCCCUGGUCCCCCUAGUUGACUCAAGUGUUUCUGUUAACAGUGAAACUCUAAAUAUGAAUGAGGAGGAAAGAGAGCUCUCUUUGAUGACAGCUCAGUUUGAAGACUUUGUCAUACAGUUCUUGGAUAGGUGUUUCGGAAUAAUUGAUGACACUCGGUUAGAGCAGGUGGCACCUCUAGAUAGACUGGUCUCCACCAGUCGAAGUUUUAACCAUGAGGCCAUCAUGGGUCUUGGUCUGUCUGGCUCCAUGCAGAUUGUUCUCAAUCAGUGCUCUCCCCAGAUCUUUCAGGUUGCUGUGGAAAAGAUUCACCGAUACGCCACUGGACACGUGUUUGAGUCUGAGGUUGCUGGGAAAAUGUGUGCGGACAUGUGCUCAGCAGCAGCUAAAGUAGAUCCCGUGUCAACCCUCAAGCUGUUUCUGCCGUAUUGCAUCCAAUCUAUUGAGACUGUUCUAUCUGAUCCUGAACAGUUUGAAGCAGAACACCCUGACCACGAUCUACUAUGGAGUCUUCAACUCCUGUCCAAGAUUUUGCAGAAUGUCGGGAGUGCCAUGCUUCCUUUUGCUGACUCUCUGAUAGCAUGCUUGCAGAAGUGUGUGCAUCUCAAGUCCAAGAGUGGCUCCAGUGAUGCAGCAAAAUCUCUCACCAAUAUGCUGGUGAGUCUGACCAUGACGUACCCUGUUGAGUCUUGCAGCACCUGUGUUGGAUUCUCAGUGUCCCCUGAUGACCACAACUAUAUCAAGGAUUGGGCUGCUCCUGGAGACAUUGAUAAUGUGAAAAUGAAGUGGCAUGUCCCCACUUUGCAAGAGCUACAGUUGGCAGACACACUCCUCCAUGCUUUUCUCAAGCCUGAAAUUGAGCGAUUGAAGUCGUUUGUGGCUGGCCAACAAGAUAUGGACAGAGACACUCUCCAUCAGAGUUUACACUUUGUAGCAGCACUCAUUAAUGGGGUGACUGCUUAUCUUCCGGGAUGCGAGGGGCAACAAGUUGAGGGAUGCCCUGUCAGUGUGGUCGAGUUAAAAGAUCAUCAUUUUCGGACAUCAGCUCUGAGUAAAACUCCACCGGAAGAGUUUCAAAGAGAAAGGCUCUUGUCAUUCAUCCACAAGCUCUCCAAUCAUAUUCUUUGUUUUUGUGAUAACGACACAAAAAGCAUGUUCACGCUCAUCAAGGUUACUGGUACUUUGUUGUCCAACUUUGGAGUGAUGAAAAUUGAGUAUGAGGGCAAAUGUCAUGCAUUUGCAUUGUCAAAAUCAUCCUUGAUGGAUCAGCUGAGAGGGAGAAAAAAUGGCCUGAGGACCUUGAUGAUUGCCCGAGCACAGUUACAGCAUGAGCUUCGCCUGACAGAGCACACAAUGAAAACCAUGACUCUGACCCACCUAAUUGCUCUCAGGGAUCUGGUCAGAUUCUCUGUAUCUUCCUAUGCUGAGGUCAGGAUUAGAGCACAAAGGACGUUGUCAGAGAGUUUGGACACAUAUCUGUACUCUUCGAGAUGCAUCUUGCCUGACAUUCUACCCAUGCUCAUUAAGAGUGACCAAGUUAGCCAUGACCAAUUUAAGGGUGCACUCCAUGUUGUUAUGCUACCAUCCGUCAUUGGUACCAUCGUUCAUGAUUGGAAGAUCCUCAGAGACACACUGCCAAUCAUUGUCAAGGCGGACCACUCCGAGAAACCAUCUAUUCUGAACUUGAUGAGUACGCUUGUGAAGGCUUUAGUGCAUGGAUACGAGUACUUCACACUGAGUUUCCAGAUACCUGACGGUUGCCAAGAGAGAGCGGUAGCCUUGAGUGGGUCAGUUGUGUCUCUUGAUGAUAGACAUUUGGGUCACCAAACAAUGAUUGCCACGUCUGCUCAGGCUAUCAGUAUCUACAAUGAGCUAAUAGAAGAGCUCGUUCAACUCCAAAGUGAGAAAUUGCAAUGGCGUCAUUCUGAAAUGGGUAUUCGGUUCUUGGGCCUGCUGAUUCGACAUGAUCAUCCUUUCCCAGUGUCAGGAGUGAAGCUUAUCGUCAACUACCUAACUCAUGACCUACUUUCUGUUCGAAAGAUUGCUCUGUGGGCUAUGCCACUUCUCUUGCAACUGCAAAAACGUCCUGUUAUCAAAAUUCCCGUGGAUAUUGCUAAAGAAAUGAAAUCCUCUUCUAGAGGUUCUGGUCAAACAUCUCACAAAAUCGGAGAGAGGGAAAGCAUAAAAUGGCUCUGUUACUCCCCUGAAAGUGUGCCCAAGAACAAGGAGGAGUGGGACAGUUUCCCAUUCAUUGAUAAGACCCACUGGGGCUACUACUGCUGGCCAAGGACAUUGUUGACAACAGCUUCCAGUGAUGUGCAACCACUGCUAGCCAGGGCUCCUGAUCAACUGUCACAGGAGGAGCUUGUUAUCUAUGAGGCCUUCCAUUCUCAACACUUUGUGGACAAGCUCGUGCAAUUUUUGUCCCUGGAAGAGGUUAAAGGGAAGGAUCGCUAUGACUACCGCAAACGCCUUCUGUUUAAGCACCUGUUUAGAAACUAUGGUGAUUCCUUCCUUUCCCUCUUCCUGCCUCACUUGGAGAGACUGGUCACUGACACACUGGAAAGCAGUCAGCGCUGUGCCAGUGAGAUCAUAGCUGGAAUUGUCAGUGCUAGUAAGAACUGGCCAUAUGAAAUGAUUGAGCCAAUGCAAAAGGCCAUGGGGAAACUGAUAAUGCGAGUUAUCGAGGAGAUCACAGUAGAGACUGUGAACGACUGGGCCAGUUGUCUCACUGAUAUUUCAGCAAAUCGAGACCCACACAAACUUCACUGGCUGUUUGAAAUUCUCAUUAAGACUCCUCUAGAGGGGAAUAGCGGGUCAUUCAAAGAUUCAAGUCGGCUGUACCUGCUUCAGUCUGCCCUUGCUCAGCAAGAGUGGAGAGUGCCUGGACUGCUGCAACAGGUUAUGGAAUACCUUAAUUCUCACCUUGCUCACUCCUUCAAAAAUGUUCGGGAGAGCGUCGGAUCGUUAAUCUCACAGUCCCUUGUGUGUGAUCUGACAGUAUGUCCAGCUUUGUUCAACCCUUGUGCUGCUGAGUUUGUGGCUAAAUUGCUUCCUCAGUUGCCCUCCAUUCAGCAAACAUCUGCUCUGACAGGAAGCGAAGACGCCCUGAGAUUGUGUAAAACAGCUUUAACGUUUUUCGUGAAAUCCUACGAUCUCUCUCACGCUGAAUACUUCCAGUUGCUAGCCAAGAUGCUUCCAUUGAUAACUGUUGAAGAUGGAGAAAUACGACCUCUUCUACUGAAGGUGUGCUCUCUUCUGGCUCAUGUCAAACUCAGGGAGAGUUCUGCAGCUUCAGUACUGGAGUCUCUGAAACAGGGACUGGUGUGUGAGUUGUGGAAGGUCAGGGUGUUGACCCUUCAAGUGCUACAGGUUUUAGUAUUCCAGAAUCUCUUCAUCUUUGCUGCUCUCUGUUUAAACAUUGCAGAAUUGAUACUGAAAUUGUUUGAAGAUUCCCAAACAGAGGUCCGGGAACUAGCAGCUGCUUGCAUAAGUGGUUUCGUUCGUUGUGGCUUUCUUUCCAACAUAGACAAACUUAAAGGUUACUUUAUGAAGCAGUCACAGUGUAUUCUGCCACCCAAGGACAAAGCCAAGUCUGGUUUGGGAGACCAGUAUGAAUUGCAUCUGAUGAAACGUCACUGUGGAGUACUGGGACUUGCUGCACUGGUGGAAGCAUACCCUUAUUCUGUACCGAUGUGGCUUCCUGAGGUCAUGGAUGAGCUAGCCGUGCAUCUACAUGACCCAGCUCCCAUUGCUGCCACUGUAAAGAGGACAAUGUCUGAGUUUCGGCGUACCCAUCAUGACAAUUGGAACGAUCAUAAGCAGAAAUUUUCUGAUGACCAGUUGGCGGUCAUGACUGACCUUCUCGUCUCACCUUCCUAUUAUGCGUAGUUUAUUUUUGUGGCAUUCCCACAUAGUAUAAAACAAUAUUAUUGUAUAUAAUAAUGAUGUAGUGUUAGCUGUAAAAUUAUUUCAAGAAACAUAAUUAUAGUGUAUAAUUUUGAACACUCUGAAACUAUAUAAUUAUACAAAAAAUAAUUAUCGUGUGAGAAAGGACAUUAAUUAAGAACGUGA
Halichondria panicea is the source of this 4078-nucleotide messenger RNA. Its product is annotated as proteasome activator complex subunit 4-like. Gene Ontology annotation, biological process: proteasomal ubiquitin-independent protein catabolic process. The record is from RefSeq and is a predicted model, not a curated record. Gene Ontology annotation, molecular function: peptidase activator activity; proteasome binding. NCBI's taxonomy places the organism in Eukaryota, Metazoa, Porifera, Demospongiae, Suberitida, Halichondriidae. Gene Ontology annotation, cellular component: cytosol; nucleus.